This is a messenger RNA of Toxotes jaculatrix (banded archerfish), 2655 nucleotides long. RefSeq names its product acyl-CoA thioesterase 11b (gene acot11b). The record is from RefSeq and is a predicted model, not a curated record. Gene Ontology annotation, molecular function: thiolester hydrolase activity; lipid binding. Gene Ontology annotation, cellular component: extracellular exosome. The transcript has 16 exons. The coding region runs from base 186 to 1916 and encodes 576 amino acids. NCBI's taxonomy places the organism in Eukaryota, Metazoa, Chordata, Actinopteri, Toxotidae.
GUGUGUCUGUGAAGUUGUUGUGUUGUUGCGGAACGAGCUGAAAUGAGAAGAGGUACUGUCCGGCAUGUUGCUGGCUGCUCUGUCUCAGCCUGCGUUAAUAUUUUGUAGCACACCUUCAUCGGCACCUCUUGACUUUAUCUCGAGUUUAUCACCUUCAUCGUAUACCUUUAACUUGGUUGUGAGUUAUGACAUCGGAGUGGGAAGAUGCCAACACUGUGCUGGACCCUCUGUUCAUUCAACAGAAUGAGGAAGUAUACAGAAACCCCACUGAAGUGAAGAUGAGUCAAAUCGUGCUGCCCUGCCAUGCCAACCACUGUGGGGAGCUGAGUGCUGGACAGCUGCUGAAGUGGAUGGACUCCACAGCCUGUUUAUCUGCCGAGAGACAUGCAGGUUGUUCCUGUAUCACUGCCUCUGUGGACGACAUCCAUUUUGAACACACCAUAGGGGUGGGCAAGGUUGUCAACAUCAUAGCGAAGGUCAACAGAGCCUUCACGUCCAGUAUGGAGGUUGGCAUACUGGUGAAUUGUGAAGACCUUUAUACUGACAGGCAGUGGAAGGUUUGCCACGCCUUCGCCACCUUUGUUGCUAGACGAACUGAAGCCGGAAAGGUACAGCUGAAGCAGGUAGUUCCUCACACGCAAAUGGAGCAGAUGGAGUACAGCCUGGCAGCAGAGAGGAGGAGGAUGAGGCUCAUCCAUGCUGAGAUCAUUACCGAUCUACUGAGCAGCAGCACAGCUCAGCUGGGAGAAUGCCAGGAGUAUCAGAACGCCGUGCCAGCUGAGCGGACACGAGUGGAGAGUGUAGAGCUGGUGUUACCUCCACAUGCCAAUCACCAAGUCAGCACCUUUGGGGGCCAGAUCAUGGCCUGGAUGGAGAAUGUGGCAACGAUUGCAGCAAGUCGUUUGUGUAAUGCACACCCAACCCUGAGGACCAUAGACAUGUUCCAUUUUCGUGGCCCGUCUCACAUUGGUGACCGACUGGUACUGAAAGCCAUCGUUAACAAUGCCUUCAAGCACAGCAUGGAGGUGGGAGUAUGUGCUGAGGCCUACCAGGGUGGAGAACCUCUGCGCCAUAUAAAUAGUGCUUUUAUGACCUUUGAGGUGCUGGACAGUGACAGGAAACCACGCACGCUACCACGGAUACGACCUGAGCCCGUGGAUGGAAAAAGGCGUUAUCAAGAGGCCAUUGCAAGAAAGAAGAUUCGGCUCGAUAGGAAAUACAUUAUCUCCUGCAAGCAAACUGAAGUGCCCUUGUCUGUACCUUGGGAUACAAGUAACCAGAUGUACCUGAGCUACAACAAUGUAUCAGCACUUAAACUAAUGGAUGCCAGAAACAACUGGGUAUUAACCUCUGAGAAAAAUAAGGUUAGACUAUACACACUGGAGGAAAACCACAUGCUGUGUUUCAAGGUGGAGAUGCAUGUCAGUGUCGCAGCGGAGCAGACAUUCCACCUACUGUCAGACCUGAGGAGGAGAAAAGAGUGGGACCGACAUUAUGAGGAGUGCGAGGUGAUCAACCAGGCGGAUGAGGAAGACACCCUUUAUCGUGUAGCUACACCCUCUGUCAGUAAAGGGGGCAAAGGGCAGGACUUUAUCUUACUGGCAUCUAGGAGGAAGCCAUGUGAUGCCAGGGACCCAUAUCUCAUCGCUCUGCGUUCUGUCACUUUGCCCACUCACCCUCCCACUGAGGACUACACCAGGGGAGAGGUGCUCUGUGCUGGCUUCACAAUCUGGGAAGAGUCCAGUUCUGUCACCAAGAUCACCUACUACAACCAGGCCACGCCAGGUGUCCUCCCCUACAUCUCCACAGACAUCGCUGGCCUCUCGUCCAGCUUUUACAGUGCGUUUUCCGCCUGUAGUCACUUCCUGGAGGCAAACAAGGACAGCGUGGCUGCUCUGCCACCCUCUGCACUGUGACACAACGGUACUGCCACAGUGUCCCUACAGUAGGAUCUGUAGCAUCAGUAGGAAGGGUUAAGAUUGUCUCUCAUCCCGUUUGACCUCUGUUGUGGAGGUGCUGUGCUCUUAAAGAAGCCGUAGUUGAAUGUAUCUGUGUCUCUCUGAGAUUGCAGACGUCUUGGUAAUGGAUUUAUAGUUUCUUUUGUGUUUCUCUUUUUUAAGAACUUGCUACUUUUUUUUCCUGGCAGGAUUUAUAGGUAUGAAGCAAGAGUGCACAAUGUUUUUGAGGCUCUUUUGGAUUUUAAGCCUCUCAAGUUUUACUAGAAUGCUAUGGAAAACUUUCUGUGCAAUACUAAUUCAUAUGGAUCAUAUGAAUCAUAUUUUGGUGCAUAGUUUUAAGUAUUUUACACAAUCUCACCAAUCUGUCAUCUUGUUUUUAGUGGCAUGCUCAGGCAUUACACAAACUAACAUAAAGAUAAAAUGAGUCUAAACUGAUGAAGAGGUGUUUGAAUCAGCUUCUUUUGGUACAGAUUCUUUUCUACCUCCUUGAAUAAAAUUUUUAAAUUAUUUGAUUAAACCUUAAAAUAUAAGGAAGUAAAAAUGUACAUUUAGUGUGUAUAAUGGUGCUGUUUUAUUUUGAGACAGCGAUGUAUAGUUUUAGAGCAACGUACUUGCACUGAUUGUAUUAUAUGCGGACAUUCAAUGGCCAAGUAUCUCACAUGACAAGCUGUCUAACUGAAACAAUAAACACAUUAGA